This is a messenger RNA of Photinus pyralis (common eastern firefly), 2131 nucleotides long. RefSeq names its product choline transporter-like protein 1. NCBI's taxonomy places the organism in Eukaryota, Metazoa, Arthropoda, Insecta, Coleoptera, Lampyridae. Bases 479 to 2062 code for a protein of 527 amino acids. The transcript is spliced from 14 exons. The record is from RefSeq and is a predicted model, not a curated record. Gene Ontology annotation, cellular component: membrane. Gene Ontology annotation, biological process: transmembrane transport. Gene Ontology annotation, molecular function: transmembrane transporter activity.
GUAGAAUUCGACUGCAAUAUGUGUCAUAUUGUUACAUAAAAGUCCUUAACAGCGGAGGCUGAUGGGCACUUUGAUAAGCAUUGGAGACAAAAUUGAGCCUAAAGACCAAUCAUAUUUUUUCAAAGAACAGUCAGUCCGUCCACUGGAUCACCAGACCCAAACGAUGCACCUCCCUUUCAAGAUCAGUUAUUGUGCUCGUGCAGUAAUUUAAAAUGAAUUUUUUCUGUCCUAGGUCGAUACUACUAACGAGGCUAAAGAAGGAGCAGAUUUCGGUUUAAACGGAAAAAGACAUACUACUGACAUACUUUUCCUUUUGGUUCACGGUUCUAUUCUUUUGUUUUUGAUUCCGCUGCUGUUAUAUUGUGUCUAUCACGGGGACGUCUAUCGGAUCAUUAAUGGCUAUGACAGCUGUUUAAAUGUUUGUGGAAAAGACAAUGUGUACCCGAACGGAACCGAGACGACCUGCGAUGGAAAAAAUAUGUCUUCUCGCCCGUACAUUUUGGUAUUCCGCCCCGAUGGAAAACACUCGUUCCGAUCUCUGGAGCAAAGUGGAGACAACGCGGGAGCAGUACCUUCAGUUUUGAAUACUACAAUACAACGGGCGUGCCUGAAGAACUGCAGUAUAUACCCACAUUUCCGACCGUUAGUGGGAAGAUGCGUAUUGGAGAGGGGAAAGUUUUCAACCGAAACGUUUCUAGGUAAAACUGGAUUAAAUGACUUUUUUGGGGAAGUGAGUGAAGAUUUUGAAAGAUGCUGGCCCGAGAUUCUGUAUCUGUGCAUAAUAUCUUUAGCUUUUUCAAUCGUUAUCAUGGUCCUAUUCCGUUUACUCGUAGGAGUUGUUAUAUGGAUUGUUUUGGUUGGGAUUGCCUUAGCCAGCACGUUGGGAACUGCGUAUCUUUGGAUUCUUUGGCACCAAUCUAGAGCUAGCUCAAGUACCGAAGAAGCAAUAGUGGGGUCCAUAAAGGUACAAAAGACCGAUACUUACCUGACGUUGGCGAUAAUAGCUUCCAUCCUGACCCUUUGCUUAUUAUUAAUAAUCUUAGUACUGAGAAAACGCCUUAAACUAGUUAUACAGUUAUUCAAAGAAGCAGGAAAAGCCAUCGGUUCAAUGCCACUUUUGCUGGUGCAACCUUUAUGGACAUUCGCAUGUAUUGCCGCUACAAUAUCGUGCUGGUUAUAUUUUACUUUGUGGAUCGAAAGUGCAGGUCACAAGAAGAAGGUUCGAGAUGAUUUUUACAUCUUUGAAAAAGAUACUACAAUCGUUUUCACCCGGUGGUACAAUAUCUUUGUGACAUUAUGGUUGAUCCAGUUCAUUAUUGGAUGCCAACAUAUGGUUAUUGCUGGCGCCGUGUCUUCAUGGUAUUUUACAAGAGCGAAGACUCGUCUGAAUUCUCCAAUCCUAUUUGGACUGUACAAUCUGCUGCGCUACCAUUUGGGCUCGGUCUCCUUCGGCUCGUUCAUAAUCGCCGUCGUCCAACUGGCGCGCGUCAUCCUAAUGACACUGAAUACCUACGUGCGCGCGCAUGAGGGCCGAUGCGUCAGUUGUAUAACAAGCUGCUGUCAGUGUUGCCUUUAUUGCCUCGAAAACAUUUUGAAGUUCAUAACUCGCAACGCAUACAUCGAAAUAACAAUUCACGGAUAUAACUUUUGUAGAGCUGGAAGACGGGCCUUCGAGGUUUUAGCGUCGAACGCUUUAAGGGUUGCAACAAUUAACUCUGUGGGAGACUUUGUUCUGUUCCUUGGAAAGGUGUUGAUCGUCGUUUCGGUGGUCCUCAUAGGCAUCGAAUUGAUUCAAAAGAAAGAAGGUAUACUUCAUGCGUGGGUACCGCUAACACUCUCAGGAUUAUUUGCCUACUUUAUUUCACAUUGUUUUCUCUCUGUGUACGAGAUGGCGAUCGAUACAAUUUUUAUUUGCUUCUGUGAAGAUUGUGACGCGAACGAUGGACUUUCUAGGCCAUACUAUAUGUCCAAGGAUCUUAUGGAGUUUGUUGAGAGCUCAAACGAAUCAGUAUUAAAGUCGAAACCGGAAGCUUGGUCUACUAAAGCUUCUGCAGUAUCCUAAAUUCUACCGCCAUUGUGAUAGUUGUAGCAUGAAAUGGGACCAAUCACAAUUUUUAAUAAAAAUUUUGUA